Messenger RNA from Plectropomus leopardus (leopard coralgrouper), 1774 nucleotides. The record is from RefSeq and is a predicted model, not a curated record. Lineage: Eukaryota; Metazoa; Chordata; Actinopteri; Perciformes; Serranidae.
ACUCAUUGGUUUUCCUAGUAGAGGUCAAAACUUUGUGUUGGAAGGAAAAUUUCCGCUAAACGGAGAUAAAAAUGACCCUCACGUCAAAGGCUCCAUGUUUUAAGUCCAAGUUCAUAACUGCUGAGCUGGCUCGUGUGUUCAGCCAGUCAGACAGUGAGGAGGAGUUUGAAGGCUUCAGCGAGGAUGAGGAAGAAAAGAACAGAGGAUCUUUUAACAAACGGCUAAAGACCUCGAUGGUGGAUUCAGAGGAGGACAGCGAUGUGGACACAGGCUUCUACUCUGAUGGCGAGGACGCCCCCCCACCAAAGAGGAAGAGUCUUUUAGUUGCCCUUAGGUUUCCUGUCAAAAGGGUGUCUUCCCCCAAAAUGGAGCUGCAAGGGAAACAGAUCACAAAACCAGUCAAAGAAACUCCACCUUCACGGAGAGCCAGAGGAAGGAAGAGGAUGAAGCAGCAGCAGCAGCAGCAGCAGCAGCAGGAGGAUGAGGAGGAGGAGGCGGAAGAAGAGGAGGACAAAGAGGAGGUUUUGUCUCAGAGCCUGCGGAAACGAGACAAAAACAUCCAGGAAAACAAGGCGAUGCUUGCUAAGCUGUUUGCUGAUCUGAGCACCAUGGCUGACCUCACUCCACCCAACACCCCUCACAAGAAGAAGAGACGGACGCCAGAGAAAGCGACACCACGCAAGCGCAAGUUUGAACCAGAGAUUGGGUCAGAAAGAAGGAACCCGUCCCGUAAGGCUCGUCCUCGGGAGAACUUCGCAGUGGAGGAAAAGAGCGAGCCAAUCGCUCGCAGAAGCCCCAGGACUGUCGACAUCAGGAGACUGGUAGAGGUGGACGAGGAAUUUGAUGAGAAAAAGAAAAGGGGAAAGAACCGCGCGUACAGGAAGAGUCAGUAUGACGCAAGGACAGUUGACGAGAUCACCAAAGAAGAUCUGGACAACAUAGCGUACCGCAGCAAGGACAAGAUCUGGGACAAGGAGAAUGUGAGUUACAUCAGGCCUUCAACAGUUUAGCAGUGUCAGUACUGUGCUGUCAGGUUAGCAUGUUUCAUCACUGUGUGUGUGUGUGUGUGUUUGCGGUGUGGGGGCAAAGGUCAGUUCUGUGGGCCGUGUCUGAAGAACCGCUAUGGAGAGGACGUACGUGAAGUACUGCUCGACCCGGCAUGGUCGUGCCCCAUCUGCCGAGGGGUGUGCAACUGCAGCCUGUGUCGUAAGAAGGAGGGCCGCUGUGCUACCGGCAUCCUGGUGGGAUUGGCUCGCUACAAUGGCCAUGACAAUGUCCACGAGUAUCUGGAGAGCAUUCAGAAGGAUCUGCAGUAAAGUCCAGAGAGAAGACCAGAGAGGAGAACCUGCUCGUACAGCUAGAACCCGGAGCAGGCUCUUGUCCUGCACAAUGCCGUAGAACUCUUUUUAACGCACGUUUUUAGGUUUAGAUAAAUGUUGUAUCUAAUUGGAGAAACAAAAGCAAAAAGAUGCUAUUUUGAAUGUCUUCUUAACACAAGGCACAUACAAUGUUAAUAUGUAUAAUAUAUCCAGAGUUAAGGCUGCAUGAGAUGCGGGGAUGUUUUUAACGUCAGUACUCAGUUUUGUAUAUUUCCAUUUGAAUAUUUCUAGUCUUGAUGUUCACAAGAACAAAUGUAAGGUUAUUUUUUGUGUUACGGAUGCAAAAGAACCCUUUUUAUAUGCCAACUAACCUUUUUUUUUUAAAAGUGAGUAACCUUUACAGCAUUGUUGUCAGUUCACUGUAAAUUCUAAUAAAGCACGAGACAUUAUCUAAA